Notolabrus celidotus (New Zealand spotty) is the source of this 1844-nucleotide messenger RNA. Its product is annotated as olfactory receptor 1-like. The transcript has a single exon. The coding region runs from base 137 to 1102 and encodes 321 amino acids. Gene Ontology annotation, molecular function: G protein-coupled receptor activity; olfactory receptor activity. Gene Ontology annotation, cellular component: membrane. Gene Ontology annotation, biological process: G protein-coupled receptor signaling pathway. The record is from RefSeq and is a predicted model, not a curated record. NCBI's taxonomy places the organism in Eukaryota, Metazoa, Chordata, Actinopteri, Labriformes, Labridae.
UGAGCUGCUAGAGUGAACAGAACACUUCACUCUGGGGUGAGUUUGACUUCAUCAACUUUGCUCAAUUUUAACAUUGUCUUCAUCUUUAAUAAGUAUUGUUCUCCUUUUCUUAAAUCCAGAAAAACAGAUCUUUGUAAUGGGUCCAGAAGAGAAACUUAAUGCCACGUUUGUUCGCCCUGCAAGGUUCUAUAUCAGUGGGUUUACCAACAUUCCUCAUGUGAAGUAUUACUAUGUGUUCCUGUGUUUUGUCUACAUCCUGACUGUUCUGGGGAAUUGCUUCCUCCUGUUAGUUAUUUACCUGGUGGAGGCCCUGCAUACUCCCAAAUACAUGAUUGUGUUUAACCUGGCGUUCACAGAUUUGUGUGGCAGCACGGCUCUCAUACCAAAACUCUUAGACUCCUUUUUGUUUAACAGGAGGUACAUCGUCUAUGAGGCUUGUUUGAGUUACAUGUUCUUUGUUUUAUUUUUUGGAGGUGUGCAGUCAUGGACGCUUGUCACAAUGGCAUAUGACAGAUUCAUAGCAAUUUGCUUCCCUCUAAGGUACCAUAGUAUUGUUACUAAUCAAACUAUUGGUGUGAUGCUGCUGAUUUCAUGGGUUUGCACUACAACUUUUUUGGCAACAGUUGUAAAGCUCAUUGAUCGUCUGUCAUUCUGUGGAUCUUUGGUGGUGAAGACCUUUUUCUGUGAUCACUCCCCUGUUUAUCGCCUGGCUUGUAAUGACACAUCCUUAAAUAACAUAAUGGCAUAUAUUGCUUUCCUAGCAUUCAUCUGUUUUCCUCUGAUAUUGAUAGCACUGACAUAUGUUAGUAUUUCAGUAGCACUAAAAAGGAUUGCAUCAGGAGAGGAGCGACUUAAAGCUUUCAAAACUUGUUCAUCUCAUCUGAUUCUUGUGGCUAUUUUCUUUCUUCCAAUUCUGGGCUCCAACAUAGCGACAGUGGCCACUUAUAUUCACCCUAAUGUCAGGAUCAUUAACUCCUCUCUGACACACACCAUACCAGCAUUGCUUAACCCCAUUGUUUACUCUUUAAAGACAGAGGAAAUUCUCAACUCUAUUAAGAAGCUUUUCAAAAGAAAGAAGAUAGAUAAAGCUACUAAGAUAUAAUGAAAUAUUUCUGAAUGCCAUAAUCACACAUAAGAAGUGUUAUAGCAGCAUUGUUGUUUUUAUUUGCCCUUUUUGCUACCUUUCUCUCAGUCAUCAGUUAUUUUAAUCCUCACAUUUGCUGUAUCCUCCUGAGGCUCAAGCAUUUGUUUGCGAUGCAUUUUUAAUUCCCCAUACCUAAUUGGGAUUACAAGGACCCAAUAUAAAGUACAACAUUUUUUAAAUAUUAUAACACAGGACGUUGAUUAACUUGCAUGGUAAAAUGUUACAUGUAUAGCAUUAUGUCACAGCACUACAUUAAAAGCCUAAGCUACUGUGUAGGGGAUUGAAAAGUUCUGUCUGUAAAGUUCUUUGUUUAUUUCUUCUUUACACAACAGGGAUUUUUAUAAUCAGCGUCUAAUAUGUAAAAUCUCAAUUUUGUGAAUAUGAAGUUAAUGUUUGAGAAAAACUUCUUUGUCGAGUUAAUUUGUAUCCGUGCAGUUCAACACUUGUAAAGGAUUGAUAUCUGCCUGAAGAGAACUUUUGGUGCUUUCAAAGACUGUUUGCUGAAGUGAUUGCUGCUCUGUGCGAACGCUGGUUAUCUGUCGCUUUGCUGUUUCUUGACUGGUUGUCAUUUGUGUGCUGUUCUGCAUUAAAUACAAAUUCCAAAGAUUGAGAUAAUUGUGAAUAAAUAAAUACUUUGAUAAAUAAACAUAGUAAAAUGUAAAAAGUAAGAAUACACUUCAUCAUAAAUGAAUAAAUACGU